AUGCUGCUGUGCGCCAUCGUUGUGGGCGCUUCAGCAGCCGCAGCUGCCUGCGACUGCAACGCGCUGACCCCCAAUGACUUUGAGGGUCCCCCGGCCUGUGGCACCGACGGCGUCACCUACGCCUCCGCCUGCCUGGCCCAGUGCCAGGGGGUCAAGACCCGCACCAAGACCGGCCCCUGCCGCGCCGACGACGAGGCCAACUUUGCGUCGCCCGCGGAGACCGCUGCUCUGGACCCUAGCAACCCGCUCUCGGUGCUGCUGCUGUAUGUGUGCGCCAACAAGAAGCCCGUUUCCGCUGCAAAGGCCCGGGCCAGCGAGCCCUUCAAGGGCGAGACGAUCGAGGCUCCUGCAGAUGGAACGACCCCCGCUGCGGCUGGCGGUGCUGUGACGCCGAACUUUGUCAUUGGCACCGACGAUCGCAAGUUCCUGUCUCCCAACAAGUACCCCAAUGACAAGGCCAAAGGCAGCAUGUGGACCACCUCUUGGUGA
Molecule: messenger RNA, 489 nt
Organism: Monoraphidium neglectum
Lineage: Eukaryota; Viridiplantae; Chlorophyta; Chlorophyceae; Sphaeropleales; Selenastraceae
Exons: 4
Coding region: 1-489 (162 amino acids)
Molecular function (GO): protein binding
Source: RefSeq, a predicted model, not a curated record